This is a messenger RNA of Hevea brasiliensis (rubber tree), 907 nucleotides long. Its product is annotated as light-harvesting complex-like protein OHP2, chloroplastic. The coding region runs from base 111 to 677 and encodes 188 amino acids. The transcript has 2 exons. Gene Ontology annotation, cellular component: chloroplast thylakoid membrane. The record is from RefSeq and is a predicted model, not a curated record. NCBI's taxonomy places the organism in Eukaryota, Viridiplantae, Streptophyta, Magnoliopsida, Malpighiales, Euphorbiaceae.
CCUUAUCCACACACACGUCUUCUGAUUUUGAUAACACCCACAUACCCAAAACCCCCUAAAAACAGACUUAAGAUAAGAUUUGGAGAGAGAAACAGGAGAGAAAGAGGAAGAUGACAGUGGCAUCCUCAAUUCCAUGCAUCAGAAUCCCUAACCCAUCAUCAUCAUGCUCCUCUCCUUCAUCUUCCUCUUCAUCAGCAACCUCCUCCACUUCCUCUUGUUUUAGAUUUUCCACAACUGUAAAGCCUUGUGCUGUGACCAUCAGGAGCUCUCAAGCUGAGGGACCUAUAAGGAGACCUGUGGCUCCUCCUCUUAGAGAACCCUCUCCACCAUCUCCUUCACCUCCUUUGAAGCCUGUCCCUCCUUCUUCACCAUCUUCUACGGUUGUUCCACCACCCAAGCCGGCUGCUCAGGUGGCUUUGGAGGAUAAGAAUGUGAUCACUUUAGAGUUUCAGAGGCAAAAGGGUAAGGAGCUUCAGGAGUAUUUUAAGCAAAAGAAACUUGAGGAGUCAGAUGAGGGUCCUUUCUUUGGAUUCCUUAGCAAGAAUGAGAUUGCAAAUGGGAGAUGGGCAAUGUUUGGUUUUGCUGUUGGGAUGCUAACAGAGUAUGCUACAGGCUCAGACUUUGUUGAUCAAGUAAAGAUCCUUCUCUCCAAUUUCGGGAUAAUUGAUCUAGAAUGAUUCAAAUUCUUCAUCCUCAGCGACAUGGACACUUUUUGACUUCUGUAAUUGCCUUCUUGGUCUUCAAAGCCAUAAAUACCUUUUUAAUUUCUGUAAUUGAUGUAUCGUAUCCACUAUUCUGCAACUCCAUUGGUAAUUGGUUUCCCACAUGCAUCAUCGAUGGAUUAUCAUAAACUGAAUCCUUGCUAUUCACUUGAUUUGCAAGAAUACAUGUUUUUUAAUUUUGGUUA